CGGUUUUGACGUGAGUGACAGGCGGAAGACGGGCUAAGUGUGAGGUACCCUUUUUUUUUGGUACCGGGAAGUUACAGCUGCUGCACCCGGAAAUGAUCAAGAAAUUUGAUAAGAAGGACGAAGAGUCCGGAAAUAGCUCAAAUCCUUUCCAGCAUUUAGAGAAGAGCGCCGUCCUGCAAGAGGCUCGACUAUUCAACGAAACGCCCAUCAAUCCGAGAAGAUGUCUUCAUAUAUUAACCAAAAUUCUGUACCUCCUGAACCAGGGUGAGCACUUUGGAACUAUGGAAGCCACUGAAGCAUUUUUUGCUAUGACACGGUUAUUCCAGUCAAAUGAUCAAACUCUUCGGCGAAUGUGUUACCUCACCAUCAAGGAAAUGGCUAAUAUCUCUGAGGAUGUGAUUAUUGUCACCAGCAGUCUAACCAAAGACAUGACGGGGAAAGAAGAUGUGUACAGAGGGCCGGCCAUACGGGCGCUGUGCAGUAUCACUGAUGCCACCAUGCUGCAGGCCAUUGAGAGAUAUAUGAAACAAGCCAUUGUGGAUAAAGUUCCAAGUGUGUCCAGCUCUGCGUUGGUCUCCUCAUUACAUAUGAUAAAAAUAAGCUACGAUGUGGUGAAACGCUGGAUCAAUGAGGCUCAAGAAGCAGCGUCUAAUGACAACGUCAUGGUACAGUAUCACGCACUUGGUCUUCUCUACUAUCUUCGAAAAAAUGACCGUCUUGCAGUUUCUAAGAUGCUGAACAAGUUCACUAAAUCUGGAUUAAAGUCUCCUUUUGCUUACUGCAUGUUAAUCCGCAUUGCAAGUCGGCUGCUGGAUGAAUCUGAAGAGGGGCACAAGAGUCCCCUGUUUGAUUUCAUUGAGAGCUGCCUUCGUAACAAACAUGAAAUGGUUAUUUAUGAAGCUGCAUCUGCCAUUAUACACCUUCCCAACUGUACAGCAAGGGAGCUGGCCCCUGCAGUGUCAGUCCUGCAGCUUUUCUGUAGCUCUCCAAAACCUGCCCUGAGAUAUGCUGCAGUCCGAACCUUAAACAAGGUGGCGAUGAAACACCCGUCAGCUGUUACAGCCUGUAACCUUGAUCUAGAGAACCUGAUCACUGAUUCCAACCGCAGUAUCGCUACCCUGGCAAUUACCACGUUACUGAAAACCGGCAGUGAGAGCAGCGUGGACCGACUUAUGAAACAGAUAUCUACCUUUGUGUCUGAGAUCUCUGAUGAAUUUAAGGUGGUGGUUGUGCAAGCUAUCAGCGCCUUGUGUCAGAAGUACCCGCGAAAGCACACUGUGAUGAUGACGUUUCUCUCCAACAUGCUUAGGGAUGAUGGCGGGUUUGAUUACAAACGUGCUAUUGUGGACUGUAUUAUAAGCAUCAUAGAGGAGAACCCAGAAAGCAAGGAAUCCGGCCUUGCUCACUUGUGCGAGUUUAUUGAGGAUUGUGAGCACACUGUGCUGGCUACAAAGAUACUGCACCUUCUGGGACGAGAAGGACCACGGACACCCACUCCCUCCAAGUAUAUCCGUUUCAUUUUCAACAGGGUGGUACUGGAGAACGAAGCAGUCAGGGCAGCGGCUGUCAGUGCUUUGGCUAAAUUUGGUGCCCAGAAUGAGUGUCUCCUCCCCAGUGUCCUGGUGCUUCUGCAAAGGUGUAUGAUGGACAACGAUGACGAGGUCCGGGACAGAGCCACAUUUUACUUCAAUGUGCUGAAGCAGAAGCAACUAACACUGAAUGCUGCCUACAUAUUCAACACUCUGACCGUCUCGGUUCUUGGGAUGGAGAAAGCCUUGCACCAAUACACACUGGAGCCUACAGAAAAACCUUUUGACAUCAAAUCUGUUCCCUUGGCCACUGUCCCUUUUAUGGAACAGAAAACAGAUAUUGCUCCCAUGGCUAGCAAACAGUCAGAUAAAGUGGUACCUGCUCGACAAGACAUAUUCCAAGAUCAACUUUCCGCCAUUCCAGAGUUUAAGAACUUGGGGCCUUUGUUUAAGUCAUCUGAACCAGUGCAACUUACAGAACCCGAAACAGAGUAUAUCGUGAGCUGCAUCAAACACAUAUUCACAGAUUACAUUGUAUUCCAGUUUGACUGCACCAACACAUUGAACGAUCAGCUCCUGGAGAAAGUGACUGUGCAGAUGGAACCAUCGGAGGCAUAUGAAGUGGUUCAAUAUGUCCCAGCGCCAAGUCUUUCAUAUAACCAGCCCGGAAUAUGCUACACUCUUGUCCGGUUACCUGAGGAUGAUCCCACUGCAGUGUCGUGUAUCUUCAACUGUACAAUGAAGUUUCUGGUCAGAGACUGUGACCCCAACACCAGGAUCCCUGACAGUGAUGGUUAUGAUGAUGAGUAUGUGGUGGAAGACUUGGAGGUGACUCUCGCAGACCAUAUUCAGAAAGUCCUAAAGCCAAACUUUGGGGUGGCUUGGGAUGAGUUAGGUGAUGAGUACGAGAAGGAGGAAACGUUUGCACUCAGUACAACAAAGACACUGGAAGAGGCUGUUAACAAUAUAAUAAAAUUUUUGGGACUGCAGCCGUGUGAGAGGUCUGACAAGGUGCCAGACAACAAAAGCUCUCAUGUGCUGUACCUAUCAGGGGUCUUCAGAGGAGGCCAUGAUGUGCUGGUGAGGUCAAGGCUCGCACUGACUGAUGGGGUCACCAUGCAAGUCACAGUCAGGAGCAGUGAUGAAACGCCAUCAGAUAUUAUCCUGGCAUCUGUAGGCUAAACUGCAGGGGGGUGCUACCUCUCACUACAUCUCUCUGCAACCACAAAAUCCAACAUUUCAGGAACGCCUUUCUCUCAAUAUCUGCCAGCAACUGGCAUAUAAGCUCCCACAUUUUAAGCCUUAUAUAUAUAUAGUGACCUGCUUGGUUGUCAAAUAAGCCUGCAACACACAUAUAAAUAUACAGGCUUUGGGGACUCUUGGCAGUUAAGGUGUUAAAUAAUCCUUAUCCAUUCCAGAGUGAGUCCCUGCUGAGGCUGCCCAUGACAAGAUUUGCUUAUUGUCUGAACCCUCCAGGUUAUAUUUGGUAGAAAAAAAUCUCCCAUGUGCUAAGGACUGUGCAGCUCAUACUACAGAUCUGUUACUAACAACACGUUUUACCCCAACGUAGGUUAAUCUUGUUACUGGUUUGAGUUGCAUGUCCUUUCUCAGCUCACCAAUCGGGUCAGUGAACAGAGCCUUACUGUGAUGCUGACACCCUUCUGAACCAUUCCUCCAUGUCCAUCUGUCCUGCAGACUAACCAAUUAACAUAGUCUGCAAAGUCAAAAUGUUUUAUGUAAAGCUGAUUUGACCUUUUGUUGUUUUUGAACCUGAACUUGAGUUGAUGAAUUUUCAAUAAUUAAAAUAAAGUCUGAAGUGGCUAUUGAAAAACAUUUUAUUUGUAAUAAAUACUAUAACGCCCUUUAA
Messenger RNA from Bombina bombina (fire-bellied toad), 3396 nucleotides. It is a transcript of the gene COPG2, whose product is annotated as COPI coat complex subunit gamma 2. Gene Ontology annotation, cellular component: COPI vesicle coat; endoplasmic reticulum-Golgi intermediate compartment; Golgi membrane. Gene Ontology annotation, biological process: protein secretion; organelle transport along microtubule; intracellular protein transport. The record is from RefSeq and is a predicted model, not a curated record. Gene Ontology annotation, molecular function: structural molecule activity. The transcript is spliced from 24 exons. Bases 93 to 2711 code for a protein of 872 amino acids. Lineage: Eukaryota; Metazoa; Chordata; Amphibia; Anura; Bombinatoridae.